AACUCAUGAGCAACUUGAGCAAAAGUUUCAGUUAGUCGUGCGUAGUUUUACCGCUCAAAUCUCCAAAUUAUGACUAAGAUAACUGUCAGUUUUUUUAUUACAAGUUUUUUAUUAAUUAUAAGUAUUUUAGAUAACAAUUUUACAUAUUCAAAACCCUUGCAGAUCUUGGAACAUAAACCCGGCUAUAUUGCGGUAUACAUAAGGCAUGGAGAUGAACCCUUAAUAAACAUAAAUCCAUCACUUGCUGAAGCUUUUCAUGAAGAAAAUAUCUUGAAAGGUGUAGUUCCGGUAGACAAAUAUGAUUCUCCAUCUCAAAAGAAUACCGUUGAUGAUAGUAAUAAACCACAGAAUUCGCUAAAUUCGGUCAACAAAAAGGAUGUAACUGCUCAGCCAUAUAUGGUGUCACAAACUUCAUGAAAGAGAUAUAAAAAAAGGUUGAUGGUGACGCGGCACCAAAAGAUCUCGAAGAGAUGACCGUGACGCUUUGGAAUGAUCUGCAAUUUUACGCAGAGAACAAUAAAAAUCAUUAAUGACUGCUGAUCAUCAGUUUAAGUAACGUUAAUAUAUUACAAAAAAAGACAAAC
Chelonus insularis is the source of this 584-nucleotide messenger RNA. RefSeq lists its product as uncharacterized. The transcript is spliced from 3 exons. NCBI's taxonomy places the organism in Eukaryota, Metazoa, Arthropoda, Insecta, Hymenoptera, Braconidae. The record is from RefSeq and is a predicted model, not a curated record. Bases 70 to 417 code for a protein of 115 amino acids.